UUUUGCGAAAAAGUGAUUGAGAAAUGUAUUUUUUUUCUAAUAGUAGUAAUUUUGCAUUUGUGUUUCCUAAAGUAUAGUCCUAAAAACUUAAAUUAGUUAAAAAAUUAAAGUGAAAAUUUUCAUGUUGUUAUCAUAUGUCAAAAUUUUUCAUCGACUGAUUUGUCCAUGGCUUAACUGUUUGUUUACAUAUUGAAACCAACUGAACACGCAUUCGAGUUUGAUUUGCGAUGGCUACGCAAGAACAGUUAGAACUAUCCGGGCUAAUUAAAUCCGUUCAUCAACGGUUGCGUGAUUCGGCGAAGCAACAAGAUCCGGAAACGGUAUGGAAGGAACACGUUCGUGACGAAGAUUUGUUGAAAAGCUACGCAGAAGCAAUGCACAAGCUGGCCACGUGCUACUGGGAUCGGACGAUGGAAGUGAGUUGCAAACGAUCCAACAGUCGCAUCGAAUGGGUUGUUGCAUCUUGCCGGUGCUAUUUCCACGGUGCAACACCACUCCUGUACCUGUUUCGCGAGAAGGAUGAUAAAGUCAUGCAGGCCAUCGAUGCUGGAUACCAUUACGAACAUCGUCCGUACUCGAUCGAACGAAUAAAGCUGCUUGAUGUAGGCAGCUGUUAUGAUCCGUUUUCAUCCUUCCCGGAUUUCGAUGUAACGGCCAUUGAUAUUGCACCGGCAUGUUCGUCGGUGUGGAAUUGUGAUUUUCUAGAAGCAUCAGUGAACCAAACCCUGGCUAAUCCGUUUGCUUCAGAAGAACAGCAUUCCAUCGCAGCGUUCCCUAGUGAUCAUUACGAUGCGAUUGUUUUUAGCUUGCUGCUAGAAUAUCUUCCCUCAUCGGAUCAACGUUUGCGAUGCUGCCGGAAGGCGUAUGAUUUGUUAAAACCAGAAGGAAUCCUGCUUAUCAUAACACCGGACAGCCGACAUCAGGGAGCGAAUGCGAAAUUGAUGAAAAAUUGGCGCUACACGCUUGGACUGAUGGGAUUUUCUAGGAUAAAAAUCGAAAAACUAGAACAUGUAACCUGCAUGGUGUUUCGAAAGUGCAUAUUUCCAGCAGUGGGUAAAAGAUGGUGCGAUAUACAUCGAGAAGCGUACAUGGAACCAGUGUUGAAUAUUCCGCAAGACUUUAACGAGACGAAACUGGAGGAAAAGGAUGAUUGUCCAAUGGAUGUGCCACGAACAGAGGAGGACGACGGAGAAAUAAGGGAAGCCUUUGCUGGGUUGCCUUUUGUAGAAUGAAAAUAGGAACCUAUUAAAUAAACGAUUGUU
Molecule: messenger RNA, 1262 nt
Organism: Anopheles funestus (African malaria mosquito)
Lineage: Eukaryota; Metazoa; Arthropoda; Insecta; Diptera; Culicidae
Gene: Samtor
Product: S-adenosylmethionine sensor upstream of mTORC1
Exons: 1
Coding region: 228-1232 (334 amino acids)
Biological process (GO): negative regulation of TORC1 signaling
Source: RefSeq, a predicted model, not a curated record